AUGGACGUUCCCCUGGCACUCCCUUUUGCCACCCUCGUCGUGGUCCUUCUGCUCUGCUCCGGCCCCAUCGCGGCCGAGGUGGAUGCCACAGCUGUGCUUGGAGAGGCGGUCCUGACACUUGACGCAGGCAACUUCUCAGAGGUGGUGGCCAAGCACGAGUUCAUAGUCGUCGAGUUCUACGCGCCAUGGUGUGGCCACUGCAAGGAGCUCGCUCCAGAGUACGAGAAGGCAGCCUCCAUGCUGAGGAAGCGCGACCCUCCAGUGGUGCUCGCGAAGGUGGAUGCGUAUGACGAGAGCAACAAGGAGCUCAAGGACAAGUACAAGGUACAUGGGUAUCCGGCCAUCAAGAUCAUCAGGAAAGGAGGGAGCGACUUGAGCGCCUAUGGUGGCCCGAGGGACGCGGAGGGUAUCGUGGAGUACCUCACGAGGCAGGUCGGCCCAGCAUCUCUCGAGAUCAGGUCUGCAGUGGAUGCCUCACGCUCCAUCGGUGACAAAGGGGGGGUGGUCCUUGUGGGUGUAUUUCCUGAGUUUGCUGGUAUUGAGUAUGAGAAUUUUAUGGCCGUGGCAAACAAGAUGCGAACAGACUAUGAUUUCUUUCACACAUCGGAUGCGAGCAUUCUGCCACGUGGUGAUCUGACCGUCAAGGGCCCCCUUCUUCGACUCUUUAAGCCAUUCGAUGAGCUGUUUGUCGAUUCACAAGAUUUUGAUGAUGAUGCAAUCAAGAAGUUUAUUGAGGUGUCUGGUUUCCCUACUGUAGUUACCUUCGAUGCAGACCCGACCAACCAUAAGUUUAUUGAAAGAUACUACAGCACGCCUAGUGCCAAAGCAAUGCUUUUCUUGCGCUUCAGUGACGACAGAGUUGAGACCUUCAAGAGCCAGAUGCAUGAAGCAGCCAGGCAGCUCAGCGGUAAUAACAUCAGUUUUCUGAUUGGUGAUGUUUCAACCGCAGACCGUGCCUUCGAGUAUUUCGGGCUCAAAGAAAGUGAUGUUCCCCUCCUCCUCGUGCUAGCAUCUACUGGAAAAUAUCUCAAUCCAACCAUGGAGCCUGACCAGCUCAUACCCUGGAUGAAGCAGUAUAUAGUUGAGUAUGGCAACUUAACACCUUAUGUUAAGUCAGAGCCAAUUCCUAAGGUGAAUGAUCAACCUGUUAAAGUUGUCGUGGCUGACAAUAUUGAUGAAAUUGUUUUUAACUCUGGCAAAAAUGUUCUACUCGAGUUCUAUGCACCUUGGUGCGGUCAUUGCCGGAAGUUGGCCCCGAUUCUGGAGGAAGUUGCUAUCUCGUUGCAAGACGAUGAAGAUGUAGUCAUAGCGAAGAUGGAUGGUACUGCGAACGAUGUCCCGACAGACUUUGCGGUCGAGGGAUACCCAGCGCUGUACUUCUAUUCUUCUAGUGGAGGGGAUCUCUUGAUGUAUGACGGUCCAAGGACAGCCGAUGAGAUCAUCAGUUUUAUCAAGAAGAACAGGGGGGCCAAAGCUGCUGCAGUAGAAGUAACCCAGAUGGAUGCUGUAGAAGAGGAGGUAACAUCACCGACUCCAUCGGAGUCCGUUAAAGAUGAACUUUAG
Triticum turgidum subsp. durum (durum wheat) is the source of this 1563-nucleotide messenger RNA. The record is from the annotation of a GenBank genome assembly. NCBI's taxonomy places the organism in Eukaryota, Viridiplantae, Streptophyta, Magnoliopsida, Poales, Poaceae.